This is a messenger RNA of Dipodomys spectabilis (banner-tailed kangaroo rat), 7422 nucleotides long. It is a transcript of the gene Pik3c2b, whose product is annotated as phosphatidylinositol-4-phosphate 3-kinase catalytic subunit type 2 beta. Lineage: Eukaryota; Metazoa; Chordata; Mammalia; Rodentia; Heteromyidae. Gene Ontology annotation, molecular function: 1-phosphatidylinositol-3-kinase activity; 1-phosphatidylinositol-4-phosphate 3-kinase activity; phosphatidylinositol binding. Gene Ontology annotation, biological process: phosphatidylinositol-mediated signaling; phosphatidylinositol 3-kinase/protein kinase B signal transduction; phosphatidylinositol-3-phosphate biosynthetic process. Gene Ontology annotation, cellular component: phosphatidylinositol 3-kinase complex; plasma membrane; cytoplasm. The transcript is spliced from 33 exons. Bases 409 to 5316 code for a protein of 1635 amino acids. The record is from RefSeq and is a predicted model, not a curated record.
GCUGCUGUCCGGGUCGCGUCUGGCGCGCGCGGAGCGGUGUCCGUGCAGUGCGCUGGCUGUCCGGGAGAUGGCUUCUCCCCGCUCGCCCGCUGCUCCUGCCAUUGUCUCCGGGGUCGCCUGAUCGCGAGCCGGCGCGCGCUCCCGGCGCCCCCGGUCCAUCCCCGGCUGGUCCCCGCGCCCCCUCGCUCGGUGCGAAGCGGAGAGCCAAGCGGCGGGGAGGAGGCAGAGCGCGGCCACCGCACGCCGCGCCGGUGCCGGGGACACCCGGAGCCGCGGAGCCGCCCACGACGCCGGGCUCCGCAGAGCCCGCAGCCCGUGCAGGUGUCCAGACACCAUGCCCCAGGGCUCCAGGCCUGACACUGGCAGGAAGUAAAAGGCUUCCCUGUCUUUUGUGUUCCCAUCCUCACCAUGUCUUCGAAUCAGGGCAAUGGGGAACACUGGGAGUCCCUGGAGUCGGUGGGCAUCAGCCGCAAAGAGCUGGCCAUGGCCGAAGCCCUCCAAAUGGAGUAUGAUGCCCUGUCCCGGCUCCGGCAUGACAAGGAGGAGAGCCGGGCCAAGCAGAACACAGAGCCAUCCCUCAUCAGCUGGGAUGAACCUGCCUUGGACUUCUACAGCAAGCCAUCAGGAAGGCGGAAGGACCUCAAGCUCUUGCGUGGUCUCUCUGGCUCGGAUCCUACCCUCAAUUACAACUCCAUCUCCCCACAGGAAGAGCCACCCAACCACUCUACCUCCCAGGGCUCCCAGCCUGGCCCAGGGCCCUGGCCCAAAAGUUCCCUGUCUGGAGAUUAUCUCUACAUUUUUGAUGGUUCAGAUGAGGGACUUUCUUUGUCCCCCGGACCAGGGGACAAAGAUGGCUCUUGUAAGAAACUAUCCCCACCUCCUUUGCCUCCGAGAGUCUCUAUCUGGGAUACCCCUCCCCUUCCUCCCAGAAAAGGCUCUCCCUCGUCAUCCUCUAAAAGCUCUCAGCCCAAUGACAUCAACACUUUUUCUCUAGUCGAACCACUUCCGGGCAAAAUUUUGGAGCAGCAGAUCCUAGAAGAGGGAGAGCUGCGGGGGGAUGGGGGUCAGGGGCACCUGCUAGGGUCUAGGGACUAUGAUGGCAUCAGCGAUGCAAUUACAAGGCUCAACCUGAAGUCCACCUAUGAUGCGGAGAUGAUGUGGGAUGCCACCCGGGGCUGGAAGGAAGGCCGGGGACCGCUGGAUUUCAGCAAAGACACCCCUGGGAAACCUGUGGCUCGGAGCAAGACCAUGCCCCCUCAGGUGCCCCCACGAACCUAUGCCUCCCGCUAUGCCAACAAAAAGAAUAUGACUCCUGGCAAGAACCGCCGGAUUUCAGCUGCUCCAGUGGGUUCCCGGCCUCACACUGUCAUCCAUAGCCAUGAGUUGUUUGAGGUCUCAGAAGAGCGAGAUGAAGAAGUUGCUGCAUUUUGCCACAUGCUGGAUAUCCUUCGACUGGGCUGUGACAUCCAGGACUACUCCCUCACCGGCUAUGUCUGGAGUGCUGUCACCCCGAGCCCAGAGCACCUUGGCGAUGAGGUCAACCUGAAGGUCACUGUGCUGUGUGAUAGCAUUCGGGAGCCUCUCACUUUUACCUGCAAUUGUUCCUCCACUGUCGACCUGCUCAUCUACCAGACCCUGUGCUACACCCAUGACGAACUGAGGGGAGUGGACGUGGGGGACUUUGUGCUCAAGCCCUGUGGGCUGGAGGAGUUUCUACAGAACAAGCAUGCCUUGGGCAGCCAUGAGUAUAUCCAAUAUUGCCGCAAGUUUGACGUUGACAUCCGACUACAGCUGAUGGAGCAGAAGGCUGUGCGCAGUGACCUAGCCAGGACGGUGAAUGAUGAUCAGAGCCCCUCCACCUUGAACUACCUCAUCCAUCUGCAAGAGAGGCCAGUCAAGCAGACCAUCAGCAGGCAGGCCCUGAGUCUUCUGUUCGACACUUACCACAAUGAGGUGGAUGCCUUUCUUCUGGCUGAUGAGGACUUCCCGCUGAAGGCGGACAGGGUGGUCCAGUCUGUGAAGGCCAUCUGCAAUGCCCUUGCUGCAGUGGAAACCCCAGAGAUCACCAGCGCUCUCAACCAGCUGCCCCCCUGCCCCUCGCGCAUGCAGCCUAAAAUCCAGAAGGAUCCCAGCGUCUUGGCUGUGAGGAAAAACCGAGAGAAGGUUGUGGAAGCCCUGACGGCAGCCAUCUUGGACCUGGUGGAGCUGUACUGCAACACGUUCAAUGCAGACUUCCAGACGGCAGUGCCCGGAAGCCGCAAGCAUGAUCUGGUCCAGGAGGCCUGCCAUUUCUCAGGGGCCCUGGCCUUCACCAUCUACGCCACCCACCGCAUCCCCAUCAUUUGGGCUACCAGCUAUGAAGAAUUCUACCUCUCCUGCUCUCUUAGCCAUGGUGGCAAGGAGCUGUGCAGCCCCCUCCAGACCCGAAGGGCUCAUUUCUCCAAGUACCUGUUCCACCUCAUCAUCUGGGAUCAGCAGAUCUGCUUCCCCGUGCAGGUGAACCGGCUGCCCCGGGAGACGCUUCUGUGUGCCACUCUCUACGCUCUGCCCAUCCCUCCCCCCGGGAGCUCCUCCGAGGCCAAUAAGCAGCGGAGGGUGCCCGAAGCCCUGGGCUGGGUCACAACGCCACUCUUCAACUUCAGGCAAGUCCUGACCUGUGGCCGGAAGCUCCUAGGCUUAUGGCCAGCCACACAAGAAAACCCCAGGGCCCGAUGGAGUGCUCCUAAUUUCCACCAGCCAGACAGUGUCAUCCUGCAGAUUGACUUCCCCACCUCAGCCUUUGACAUCAAAUUCACCAGCCCUUCUGGAGACAAGUUCAGCCCCCGCUAUGAGUUCGGCAGCCUCCAGGAAGAAGACCAGCGCAAGCUUAAAGACAUCAUGCAGAAGGAGUCCCUGUACUGGCUCACUGAUGCUGACAAGAAGCGUCUGUGGGAGAAGCGAUAUUACUGCCAUUCGGAGGUGAGCUCGCUCCCUCUGGUGCUCGCCAGUGCCCCCAGCUGGGAGUGGGCUUGCCUGCCCGACAUCUAUGCCCUCCUGAAGCAGUGGUCACACAUGAACCACCAGGAUGCCCUUGGACUCCUGCAUGCCACCUUCCCAGACCAGGAGGUGCGGCGGAUGGCUGUGCAGUGGAUUGGCUCACUCUCGGAUGCCGAGCUGCUUGACUACUUGCCCCAGCUGGUGCAGGCACUUAAGUAUGAGUGCUACCUGGACAGCCCCCUGGUACGCUUCCUCCUGAAGCGAGCCGUCUCCGACCUGAGAGUGACCCACUACUUCUUCUGGUUGCUGAAGGAUGGCCUGAAGGACUCUCAGUUCAGCAUCCGCUACCAGUACCUGCUGGCAGCCCUGCUGUGUUGCUGUGGCAAAGGGCUGAGGGAGGAGUUUAAUCGCCAGUGCUGGCUUGUCAACUCUCUGGCUAAACUGGCCCAGCAGGUCCGCGAGGCCACCCCUUCUGCACGUCAGGGCAUCCUCCGCACGGGCCUGGAGGAGGUGAAACAGUUUUUUGUCCUCAAUGGCUCCUGUCGCUUGCCACUCAGCCCCAGUCUGCUGGUGAAGGGCAUCGUACCCAGGGACUGUUCCUACUUCAACUCCAACGCAGUCCCCCUCAAGCUCGCCUUCCAGAACGUGGAUCCGCUGGGUGAGCACAUCCGGGUCAUCUUCAAGUGCGGGGACGACCUUCGCCAGGACAUGCUCACUCUGCAAAUGAUUCGAAUCAUGAACAAGAUCUGGGUCCAGGAGGGGCUGGAUAUGCGCAUGGUCAUCUUCCGUUGCUUCUCCACUGGCCGGGGGAGAGGGAUGGUAGAGAUGAUCCCCAAUGCUGAGACCCUGCGCAAGAUCCAGGUGGAGCAUGGAGUGACAGGCUCCUUCAAGGACCGGCCCCUGGCCGACUGGCUGCAGAAGCACAACCCCGGGGAGGAUGAGUAUGAGAAGGCUGUAGAGAACUUCAUCUACUCCUGUGCCGGCUGUUGUGUGGCCACAUAUGUCUUGGGCAUCUGUGACCGACAUAAUGACAACAUUAUGCUGAAGACCACUGGCCACAUGUUCCACAUAGAUUUUGGCCGUUUCCUGGGUCAUGCCCAGAUGUUUGGCAACAUCAAGAGGGACCGUGCUCCGUUUGUCUUCACCUCGGACAUGGCAUAUGUCAUCAACGGGGGUGACAAGCCUUCCAGCCGCUUCCAUGAUUUCGUUGACCUUUGCUGCCAAGCUUACAACCUCAUCCGCAAGCACACCCACCUGUUCCUCAACCUUCUGGGCCUGAUGUUGUCCUGUGGAAUCCCUGAGCUCUCGGACCUGGAGGACCUCAAGUAUGUGUAUGAUGCCCUGAGACCCCAGGACACAGAGGCCAAUGCCACCACCUAUUUCACUAGGUUGAUUGAAUCCAGCCUGGGCAGCGUAGCCACCAAGCUCAACUUUUUCAUCCAUAACCUGGCUCAGAUGAAGUUCACAGGCUCCGAUGACAGGCUGACCCUUUCCUUUGCCCCCCGAACGCACACUCUCAAGAGCUCAGGGCAAAUCAGUGAUGUGUUCCUCUGCCGUCACGAGAAGAUCUUUCACCCUAACAAGGGCUAUAUAUACAUAGUUAAGGUGAUGCGAGAGAACUCUCACGAAGCUACUUACAUCCAGCGGACGUUUGAGGAGUUCCAGGAAUUGCACAAUAAACUGCGGCUGCUCUUCCCUUCUUCCCUCUUGCCCAGCUUCCCUAGUCGCUUUGUGAUUGGCCGCUCUCGGGGAGAGGCUGUGGCGGAGCGUCGGAGGGAGGAACUGAACGGCUACAUCUGGCACCUGAUCCACGCAGCCCCUGAGGUGGCCCAGUGUGAUUUGGUGUAUACCUUUUUCCACCCCCUGCCUCGGGAUGAGAAGGCUGCAGGCACCAGCCCAGCUCCUAAGUGCUCAGAUGGCACAUGGGCCCGGCCUGUGGGGAAGGUGGGAGGGGAGGUGAAGCUGUCCAUCUCCUACAAAAAUAAUAAACUCUUCAUCAUGGUGAUGCACAUUCGGGGCUUGCAACUGCUCCAGGACGGAAAUGACCCUGACCCCUACGUGAAGAUUUAUCUCCUUCCUGACCCUCAGAAAACCACGAAGAGGAAAACCAAAGUGGCCCGGAAGACCUGCAACCCCACCUACAAUGAGAUGUUGGUGUAUGAUGGCAUCCCCAAGGGUGACCUGCAGCAGCGCCAGCUCCAGCUGAGCGUGCUGAGCGAGCAAGGAUUCUGGGAAAAUGUGCUUCUGGGAGAGGUGCAUAUUCGCCUGCGCGAGCUGGACCUGACCCAGGAGAAGACCAGCUGGUUUGCCUUGGGGUCUCGAAGUCAUGGGACCUUGUGAGCCCAACAGAGCUACAGCCCAGAACGCCAAGAGCUAGGGGAGAGGACUUCCCUGCUGGGCUGGGACCCUGCACAGCCUCCCUGUUGGUCCCCGUGGACCUGGCUGCUGGUCCGGCUGCCUCCAUCACCCCUCCCACCGCACACUGAAGCGCGGGUGGGUUGUGCUGCACAGCCCCUUGGAAGCCGUGGUGUUGCAGCCGAGUUUUAUAAGAAGUUUACCUUGUGUCAAGGGAGCAAUGCCUGGAUUGGGGGAGGUGGUGGGGUGUGUGUGUGCGUGGGAAUAGCUUUUGUGGGGGAGGGGAGGGUGGAUAUCUUUAUUUUUUAUUUUUAAAAAAUGAGAUAGUAAUGUUGUCCCGAAGUGGGACAGGAAGCCUUGCAAGAAGGGACAUGCAUAUGCCUCCAAAGGCAAACGAGGAAGACUGGGACUUGGUUUUUCUUUUUGUUGUUUUCUAUGAUUGAAGGUUCUUAAUGGACUUUUUCUCUAGGAUAUUUUGGUUUUGGUUUUCUAGCUAUAGGAAUUAUCGGGGAGGGGCUCAGGGGAUCCUUCCCUCUCUAGGGCAGGCUUGGGAGGGACAGGAAGGGCUUCCUGUACUGGACUGAAGCCCCUACCACUGGGCCCUUCUGAUUUUGCCUCCAAAGGAGAGCGCCAUGAUACCUACCUAUAUAAGGAAGGGCCUUCUGCCAAGGACAUGUAUUCAGGGACCCAUGCUCUUUAGGGGAGGAGUGUUUCCUCUUUCUAAUGCUCUGUUAGGACUUGGCCUGAAUACCUUCUCCCCUCACCCCUGGGGUCUGUCAGCCCCCUGUGGGGCCUUCUGGUCCAUGGGUGUACGCUGGGGGACGUUUUCCCCCCUUAGCUUUUUCUGGUGGGACAAAAUGCUAACCCCCACCCUUAGAUUUAGUUUCACCCAGGGCCUGUAGGCAACAGAUGCCAGUGUGACUGCCUGCUGAUAGUUUCUGGAAAGUUCCAUAUCUCCCACCACCGCUUUCUGUUGUGCUGCUUUUCUCUCCCCAAACUCUAUUCCUGUCCCAUGUUCCCCCCCCCCUAAGAAUUUCCCUCCUUCUGUGGGGCCAGAAGCCAGUUUAGCCUGGAGCCAAAGAGAUGCCUGGUCUAGAGCAGAGAGGGUCCUGGAGCAGGAGGAUUCCAGCAGUGUUUUGCUGUCAAAUCUCUUCCCAAAUCUGGGAGGGGGGUGGGGAAGGGGGCGGGGGAGGAGAGAUUGGAUUAGGAGCCUGGAUUGUUUCUCUGUGGCUGAGCUCAGGCCCUGGAAGGGAAGAACUGAACUCUUUACUCUUCCUAGUCUGUAUUCCCUAUCGGGUGAAUUUAAAAUUCAUUUUGCGUUUCUAUCCAAAGGGUUGAAUUCCUUAAAAAAAAAAAAAAAAAAGAGGAGGAAGAGUUUGAAUUUGAUGAUAAUUUUUGUAACCUGACUUGGCCAGAUGUGCCCCACGACUUGGGAAAGGUGUUAAUGAGAGGAGAGGACAUGCCAUAAACAGACCCUCAACAGCUUCCUCCAAGCAAGGGUCAGAAAUUCCCCCAUUUUGCUGAUUCAUUCCAUUACUGGAGGAAGAAGCUCUAUCUCUUGAAGCCACAGGGCAGCAAGGAAGUUUACUUUUUCUUUUAAAUGAAAAUGGCAGCCGAAUAUGGGCGGUGCAUGCCUGUAAUCCCAGCCCCAGCUACUCCUGAGACUGUAGGUGGAGGGAGAAGGUGGAAUGCUUUGGGCCAGCCAAGGGAAAUAUAUAGUGAGACUCUUAGCUCAAAAAUGAGAGAACAAAAGGGAUGGGAGCAUACAUAGCUCAAGUAGUAGAGUGUUUGCUUAGUAGUAUAGACAAGGCCCUGGAUUUGAUUCCCCAUACUGGAAAAUAAAAAUAAAAAUGCCAAGGACAAAGCAGGCUGCUGAGAGGAGGGACCUGGGAGAGUAGGGGAAGGAAAAGAGUGCACCCUUCCCAGAUGUUUGGACCAUAGAUGUGUUACUGGCUUUGGCCUGUAGCUCAUUUGAUUCUGACCUUCUGUGUCCCUUAAUUUAAAGAGGUCUGUGUACUGUACCCACUUCCCAGACCCUUUGUAUCUUCUACUUUCUCCGAAUUGUAUUUUCUAAUAAAUGACAUUUGACAA